CGAAACUUUCUUUACUUUUAAAUUGUUUAGCAUUAUCCCCAAGUAAUGUUCAUGAAUCAUGUAACCCAUGAUAUCUAUAAAAUCCCUUUGUUCUUGUUACUCCUAACUAUUCAUCACCACUUUGAAAAUUCUUUGUGGCUUUAUUUCAACAAAUUCCUAUACAUCUUCACAGCACAUGCAUCUAAGUUUGCUCCCUUCAAUCAAGAAAUUAAAUCCUCUAGCCAAUAUGGGUCCUUUACAUGAUCCAUUUCUCAUUUCUUCAGAUUCAAGCAAUCUAUACAAUCACGUCCUUAAAGUUCAUCAAGGAGGAAAAAGGAAGCGAUCAUCAUGCAGAAAACCAAUGUCUAAGACAAGGGUUUUUCGAAUGAAGAAGAGGCGGGCGAAUCUCGAUCGUCAGAUCCGAAGAAGAUCAUCAUCAGAUGUUUCGGGCAAUGACAUCAUUGAAAGGAAAGUAAGAACACUCAAGAAAUUAAUUCCAAAUGGCGAAUCGAAGGAAAUCGACGUGCUUUUCCUUGAUGCUGCUGAGUAUAUUUUGGCCUUAAAGAUGAGAGUAAAAGCCAUGGAAAUCAUGGUAAAUGUAUUAUCUUCAGCUGUUGGUUCUUCAAAUGAGUCAUCAUGAAGAAUUGAUUUGAUUUGAGUUGAGGAAGAUUGGAAGGUUGGUGUGUGUGUAACGAAGAAGUAUUAUUCUUUGAUAGUUUGAUUAUUUGUCAUUAUUCUUUACAAUUUUAUUUAUUUUUAUUAGAAAUUAUUGGUUUAUGAUUUGAUUGUGUGCUUGAAAAUUUGCAACCGAGCAGCUGGUUUUAGAAUGCCAGAAUGUGGUCAGGUUGUUCAUUCAUGUUAUACUUUUUUUAGUAGGCUGUAGAGGCUCCAUAUUGACUAGAAAUACACGAG
This is a messenger RNA of Oldenlandia corymbosa var. corymbosa, 891 nucleotides long. The record is from the annotation of a GenBank genome assembly. NCBI's taxonomy places the organism in Eukaryota, Viridiplantae, Streptophyta, Magnoliopsida, Gentianales, Rubiaceae.